Molecule: messenger RNA, 1632 nt
Organism: Rodentolepis nana
Lineage: Eukaryota; Metazoa; Platyhelminthes; Cestoda; Cyclophyllidea; Hymenolepididae
Source: the annotation of a GenBank genome assembly
AUGUCUACUACAGUAGUCAAUCAUCGACAAGUCGCUCAUCGACCUUUCCGCAAUGUCAUUCAAAGCUAUUCAGGUCAAAUUGGAAGCGGUGGAUCAACAUUAAGUAAAGCCUCUGCGCACAAUCUCACCAGUGGAAGCAGCAGCAGCAAUACAAGCACAUUUGAUCGUUCUUCUAACAGUGGAAUGUUGCAAACCCCUGGCCUCGCAAAUCCAGGAAUUAUGCAUCGGGAAGAAGCCCUUCUUGCUAUCUACGUCCAACCAAAUGAAGUCGGCGGAGUUGGGCACUACAAACCCUUCCUUCUACCACCUAGAAAUCCAGGAGAUAGUUCCCAGAAUGCCCUGGAAAAAGGACUUGGAUAUGGCGCUUUUGGAGUUGUGUGGUCAGUUAUAGACCCACGAGAUGGACGCAAAGUGGCCUUGAAACGAAUUCCUCGAGUCUUCCAUAAUCCAAUUACCGCAAAGCGCGUCUACAGGGAAGUUAAGAUGCUUUCCAUGCUCCAUCACGAUAAUAUUGUCACCUUGGUUGACGUAGUAAAGUCAGAUAACUACUCAAAUUUCGAUGAGGUAUAUCUCAUCUUUGAGUUGAUGCAGACUGAUCUUCACAAGAUCAUUGUUUCACCCCAACCUCUUUCAACGGACCAUGUUAAAAUUUUCCUCUAUCAAAUCCUACGUGGUCUUAGGUAUCUCCAUUCUGCUGGAAUUGUUCAUCGUGAUAUCAAGCCCGGAAAUAUGUUGGUCAAUUCCAACUGCCUUCUUAAAAUCUGUGAUUUCGGUUUGGCUCGUAUGGAUGAUCCAAAGAAUCAAGCGCAACUUACUACCGAAGUUGUUACACAGUAUUACCGAUCACCAGAACUUUUAAUGGAGACCUCGCGGUAUUCAUAUGCUGUUGAUAUGUGGAGUGUUGGAUGUACCUUUGCCGAGCUUCUAAGUCGUAGAAUUCUAUUCCCGGCCCAAGGUCCACUAGAACAGUUAGAGUUGAUAGUGAACUUGACAGGAACUCCAAAUAUGGAAGAUUUAGAGAACUGUCAUCCCGAAGCAUGCUGUUUUGUCCUUUCCUUCAGACCACGACGCCCUAACCUCGCUUUCUUCUACUCACUUUCUCCUGAUGUAUCUAGUGCAGCUGUGGACUUAAUCUCCAAUAUGCUUUGCUUCAAGCCCAAAUCUCGAAUAACAGCUGAAGAGGCAUUGAAUCAUUCAUAUCUGGAGGAGGCUCGAUUACGAUAUCAUUCUUGCAUGUGCACUUGCUGUCAUGACGUUCCGAUGACCCAGUCAGGAGGUUUAAGUAGUCCGGGAGGAGUUAGUGAUAAUGGCUCCUUGUCAUCCGCACCUGCAACACCAACAAGUUCGAUUUCAUCAACUUCCACCGCCUCAUCUCCUGCUGAUACACCCGGCAAGGGUAUUCAGCCACAACGACCUGGAACCGGUGUUCUUACUCGCCGGAAGUUCUGCCGUGAUCUUGACCCCGCCGCUAACUUCUUGCUUCCACUUGAUCUCGAUUCUCACUUCAAACGGCUCUCCGAUGCUAAACGUAUACUUUGGGACACGCUUCAGGAGUACCAUCAUCGAGAUCCCCGAAGUGCCAAGCUAAUACUCAACAAAAACGCGGCCAACUAUCGAGCACUUGUUACGUAA